Molecule: messenger RNA, 1996 nt
Organism: Musa acuminata subsp. malaccensis (wild Malaysian banana)
Lineage: Eukaryota; Viridiplantae; Streptophyta; Magnoliopsida; Zingiberales; Musaceae
Source: RefSeq, a predicted model, not a curated record
CAAGACCUGUCGGUCGAAGUUUCUAGGGCUAGUGGUCGAGUACGCUACGCUCUCCUGUGAUCGUGGAGAGAAACGGAGGGAGGAAGGGGAAGAAGGGAAGGGAAGGAUGUGGCACGAGGCGCGGAGGUCAGAGAGGAAGGUCCACGACAUGAUGGACGCGGCCCGGAAGCGGGCGCAGCGGCGCGCCGUGUACCUUGCCAAGCGCCGUGGCGUUCCCCAGCAGUCGCUCCAGGUCACCGGUGCCCGCUGCCGCGUCUACCGCGACGACGGAUUGUACCAGGCCGCCCAGGACCAGCAGGGAUUGAUACCAUGGAACGGAAAGCAAGAUAUCUUGAUUGCCAGAUUUGAUGGCCGCGCUCUUCUUGAUUUUAUUCGAGAUUCUAGUGCUUAUCGAGUUCAGCAGAAAACUGAGGAAGAAGAAGAAGUAGAAGAGUUUGUUAAUUUUGAGCGUUACCGGGAUUUACUUAAGCUUCGACGUAGAGGAUUUACUGAUGAUGAGGGAUUGCAACAUGUUCACCAACAGCUUGAGGCAAAGAAUUCACUUCCAUUUGCAUUUGAAAGGCCACGGUCCACACAGCUUCCAGUGAGCGAAGGUUCAUACUCACAGGUCGGAUUCUCCUACAAAGGGGAAGGUCAUGAAGAAUCUCACAAUUUGGACAGUGAAAGUGAGGAUGAAGAUGAUGAUGAGGAUGAUGACGAAAAAGAUUUCAGUAGUGAUGAUAGUAAUGAUGAGAGGAUGGAAACUAUUGCUAAAGAGUUUGGCAUCAAGAGAUACAACUGGCUUGUUUAUAUGGAUAAAAAGGCCAAGAAGGAAGAGAAAAGGCAAAAGGAAAUAAUUAGAGGAGAUCCUGCUAUUAGAAAAUUGAGUCGCAAGGAAAGAAGGAAGGCUUCUCAGAUGGAAAGGGAAAAAGAAAGGGAAGCAGCACAUCUGACAGGAAGGGCACCUCAUCAUGAUCCUUACAGGGAGUCGCGUCGAAGUCCCACAUAUGAAGCUUAUCCCAGGAGCAGAAUAUCAAGAUCCAGGUCCCGGUCAUUUUCACCUUCACAUUCAAGAUGGCAUGAACACAGUUCUCAUGCUGAUAAUGGGCGUCGAAGCAAGUCGAAGCCUCCGAAAAUUGAAUAUAUUACAGAGUUUGGUGGUACAAACGACUUGGAUCAAAAAUUUGGAGGAGUCUCCCCACCAUCAUCUCCAUUGCAAGCUGAUCUAUCAAACCGGGCAUCAGGUGGUCGAGUUCUUGAGGCACUUCAUGUUGAUCCUGCAUCUGCUAUGUCUCUUGAACAGGAAAAGAAUGCUAAAAUGUUGAGACCACCGAUCAGCUGACCGUCGUCGUCGUCAACAAUAGCAAAACUUAGUAAAACUCCUCUUGGGGCAGCCUCAAAAACUCAACAGGACAAAAGAAAGGAAACUCCUCAAGAACGCCUCAAACGGAUUAUGAGUAAACAACUGAAUAAACAAAUUCGGAAAGAUACUGCUGCUGAGAUGGCUAAAAAGCGGGAGCAGGAAAGACAGAGGCAGGAAAAGGUUGCUGAAGCAACAAGGAUAAAUCACUAUAGCCAUCGUAGUCGAAGGAGAAGUUACAGUCCUUCUCCACCAAGAAGACGUCGCCACAGCAGAAGCCACAGUAGAAGCAGGAGCCCCAGAGGAUACUAUUCUCGAUCGCGGUCUCAUUCCCCACAGUCAAGAAGCAGGACCAGGUACUGAAGCAUUUCUGACAAUGGUCAGUUGAGGUCGGCUGAAAUUGCCAAUAAGUUAUCCAUGGAGUGUCGUCACUCAGUUCAACAUGAUAGCCUUGGAUGACAAUCUGGUUUACAGUGCUUUGAUUGAUGCCUGUUAGUCUUAGUGGUUGUAGAUGCAGAAUUAGUUACUGUUUAGCUAGUUUCAGUACACCUCAAUUCCUGUUUUGGGUAAUUUUGCUGUGCUAUGUAGCUCAAGUCUUGGAAGUUUUACUUGCACAACAAUUUACAGGCUAAAUUAUUUACUUGCCUUUUGGCUCAA